AUGUCCGGUGCAGAUAAUCCUGGCUUUGUGGCGUCGGAUGAUGUCGGACUGCCAGCCACGGACCAGACAUUGAACGACACAAAACCACCACAGGCAGCAUUGGACAAGCUCGAAAAACCACCAGCAGUUGAGCGGGAAAAAUGGGACAAGGGUGUGGAGUUCCUGAUGUCCUGCAUUGCGCUCUCGGUAGGGCUGGGCAAUGUGUGGAAGUUCCCGUCGACCGCGUUCCGUAACGGUGGUGGGGCGUUCGUUAUCCCGUACCUGAUUGUGCUGCUCGUUGUUGGACGACCCAUCUACUACCUGGAGAUGGUGAUGGGUCAGUUUUCGAGCCGUGGCAGCGUCAAGGUUUACGAUGUGUCACCCAUCAUGCGAGGUAUCGGUAUCGCACAGAUGGUUUCGAUUUGCGUGGUGAUCGUGUACUACGCGGCAACGAUCGCAACCGCAAUCCGUUUCUUCGUCGCCUCCUUCGAAAGCCCGUUGCCGUGGGCAAGUUGUAAUGUCGGUUGGGCCGGCAUCAACUGUGUCAACUCCUCCAACACUGGCCCAACGCCGGCAUUCAACAACUCGCUGCCGAUAAAAACAUCCGCCGAGCUGUACUACACACAUUCAGUCACCGGUGAAGGACUGCUCGUCGAGGGUGAGUUCGGUGUGCCCGACUGGAAGCUAACGCUCUGUCUACUGUUCAUCUGGGUCGCGAUGACGAUCAUGAUGGUGAAGGGCAUCCGGGGUUCGGGCAAGGUUGCCUACUUUCUGGCCCUCUUCCCGUACGUCGUGCUCAUCUCGUUCGCUAUUUAUGCCUUCACGCUUGACGGUGCCGGCGAGGGUUUAAAGUACUUCAUCACGCCCGACUGGGAUCAGCUGUUGAAUGCGGACGUCUGGAAGGAAGCGGUCUCGCAGUGCUUCUUUUCGCUGUCGAUCUGCUUCGGCGGUGUGAUUGCAUUUUCCUCAUACAACAACUUCAGCAACAACAUUUACCGGGAUGCGAUGAUCAUUUCGUGGUUAGAUACGUUCACGUCCCUGCUGUCCGGUGCGCUGGUGUUUUCAAUUAUUGGACAUUUGGGACAUUUGACAAACGAAACGGACUACACCAAGGUGGUGAAACCGGGCAGUGGAUUGACGUUUAUUACCUAUCCGGAUGCGUUGGCAAAGUUUGAGCACGUUCCCAACCUGUUCGCUCUACUAUUCUUCUUCAUGCUGCUAACACUCGGUGUUGGAAGCUGUACGGGGCUUAUCAACAGCGUUAUGACCGCUCUGCAAGACAGCUCACCCCGGUUAAAGUCCUGGAAAACGGUCGUCGUAAUCGGAGUGCUAGGGUUUGGGCUAGGGCUUCUCUUCGUCACACCGUCCGGAUCGAAGAUGCUGGACUACUUUGACUACUAUGGCGUGCAGUUUGUGACGCUCACAUCUGCCAUCUUCGAACUGUUUGCAUUCUGCUGGCUGUAUGGAAUUCGCAACCUCUCCCGAGAUAUUCAGUUCAUGCUGAACCGACGGACCGGAUUCCUGUGGCGAUUUUGCUGGAAGCUACUGACGCCAGUAAUGCUUAUCGUGGUACUAGUUAUUGGACUGGUAAAAAGCCAACGUCCGCAGGGUAUUGACGAUGUAUAUCAUGUGCUUGGCUGGUGUAUCUACGUUGGAGCACUGGUACCCAUACCUGUGUGGGCCUGGUUUGCCAUCCGCAAACGCAACGAAUCCACCCUCAAGAAACGCAUCGUUGCCGCCAGUAAACCGCUCUCCGAUUGGGGUCCAGAAAGUUUGGAAGUUCGCAAAAAAUAUCUAGAGUUCUGUAGCAACUACCAACCACUAGACUCACGCUGGACCAGGUUACGGCGAGUACUGCACAAAAAUGACAAAACCUAUCGCGUGUCUGUUUAAGGCGAUUAGAGCAGGUCUACACUU
Anopheles maculipalpis is the source of this 1896-nucleotide messenger RNA. RefSeq names its product sodium-dependent nutrient amino acid transporter 1-like. The record is from RefSeq and is a predicted model, not a curated record. The transcript has 5 exons. Gene Ontology annotation, biological process: sodium ion transmembrane transport. Gene Ontology annotation, cellular component: membrane. The coding region runs from base 1 to 1872 and encodes 623 amino acids. Gene Ontology annotation, molecular function: L-amino acid transmembrane transporter activity. Lineage: Eukaryota; Metazoa; Arthropoda; Insecta; Diptera; Culicidae.